GCAUUCGCUCGACGCCAUGAAUAUUUGACGAAAGACGAGCGAGAGCAGACCAACCGUGACCGGUGUGACGAGUCGCGCCGCCGGUGGCGAAACGCGUGUCACGUGCCACCUCAUUUCUCUACUUACCAUCAUGGCGCCCAAGCGACGCGUUGUCGACGACGAAGACGAGGAGGUCAAGCAUGCAGAGGCGUCACCUCCUGCGACGAAGCGCGCGCGAACCUCGGUGAAGGGAGAAGGCUCAUCGACGCAGGCUCAUCAUGCGAAGCCGGAAGACGACGACGACGAGAACUUCGACGUCGGGGACGCGGUCACCCCACCCACACAGAAUAUCGACGAUGAGGACUUCGAGGCGCAGAUGCAGGCGAAGAUCCGUGCGAGUAUUGAGAAGCGCCACAACCACACCGCGGGCAUAGCAGAGCACGGCAUUAUCGAAUUCAUUGAGAUGUCCCAAUUCAUGUGCCACAAGCUUCUGUCUUUCAACUUUGGUCCCCAGAUCAACUUCAUCAUCGGCCACAAUGGGAGUGGCAAGAGUGCUGUUCUGUCAGCCAUUACAGUCGCGCUCGGUGGAAAGACGGCUUCCACUGGACGUGGAGCUGGUCUCAAGUCCUUCAUUCGCGAGGGCCAAUCAGUGGCCGAAGUGACGAUCAUGCUAAAGAACCAGGGCGAUGAAGCGUACAAGCCGCAGGAGUAUGGCAAGUCGAUCGUCAUUACGCGGCGCUUCACCAAGGACGGCAACUCUUCUUACAAGAUCAAGUCCAAGGAUGGCAGAGUCAUCAGCACCAAGAAGGACGAGCUGUCCGCGAUUUGCGACCACAUGGGCAUUCAGGUUGACAAUCCCCUGAACGUCCUUACGCAAGACGCCGCUCGCCAGUUCCUCAGCGCCGCCAAUCCCCAGGACAAGUACAAGUUCUUCCUCAAGGGCACUCAACUACAACAACUCUCGGAGGAGUACGAGUUGUGUCUCGAGAACAUCCAUCAGACGAGCAAGAUCCUCGCAGCGAAGAAGGAAGCCCUCCCGGAUCUUCAGCAGCAUCUGACUGAAGUAUCGGCCAAGUUUGAAGAGGCGAAGAGGGCCCGCGACCAGAAGAAGAAGAUUGACGAGCUCAAGAAGGAGAAGGCAUGGGCGCACGUCAAGACGAAGGAGCUCGAGCUCGAGGCGAAGCUUGAGGAGGUACAGAGGGCUGAGCGCAAGCUUCCCAAGAUCAUCGAGAGGCUUCAGGAGAUCGAGGUCGAAUUCGAGGCGGCUGGUCAAGGAAUUGUCGAAUGCAAACAGCAACUGGAGGCAGCGGGGAACGUAGAGCCGCUGGAGCAGGAGCGCCGCGCGGUCCACGCCAAGCUCAGGGAAAAGAAGUCGGAGAUGGACUCGAUCAAAGACGACAUCAAGGGCAUCAACACUGCCAUGACGGCGGUGAAUACUCAGAUCCGGAACUUCGACAAGCAGAUCGCCGAUGAGCAUAAGCGCAUGGCCGCGGACACGCAGGCGAAGCGGCAGAUGAUCCUCGACCAGAUCGAGCAGGUCAAGGCCGAGCUCGAUGCCGCCGGCGAGCGCGUCGACGACCUCACCAACCAGGCGAACGAGGCGCGGCGCCAGGCAGAGAAGGCCAAAGCGCGCGGAAUGGACCUCCAGGGGCGGCAGAGCCAACUCAAGACGGAGAUUCAGAACUGCGACGCGGAGCUCGAUCGCGCGAAGCGGGCGCACCACGACCAGUUCGUCAACUAUGGGCGCGAGAUUCAACGCGUCGUACAGGAGGUCGAGCGUGCGCAGUGGUAUGGGGAGAGGCCUAUCGGCCCCAUUGGCCGCUACGUCAAGGCAAAGGACCCGCGCAAGUGGGGCAUACUGCUUAGUUGGCAGUUGCGAGGGGUGCUGGAUGCGUUUGUGGUCACUGACCAGCGCGACCGGAAGCAGAUGCAGAGUAUCCUGUCUCGUUAUGGGAAUGAUCGCACAAUGAUUAUCAUCACCGAGCGCGAUAUCUUCGACUACAGUAAUGGCGAGCCCCCCGAAGGCAUCCUCACCGUGCUUCGUGCGCUUGAGAUCACCGACGAAUUCGUCGUUCGCGUGCUGAUCAACCACUCGAGCAUUGAGCGAAUGAUCCUCACGGAUACACGUAGAGAAGCUGACCAGCUGCUGCGUACUCUACAUGGCGCUCAGCGGGCUUGGACCCUCGACAAUUUCGCCGUCAGCACUUUCGGAGGGCGGGGUGGUGGUCAAUCCCAGCCCAUCAAGAUGCGCAAUCCGAGAAUGAAAUUGGCGGGCACGAGUGUUGCUGAUCAGACCGAUGCUAUCCAGCACCAGAAGAGUCAGCUGGAGGCUGAGUACCAGGCGCUGCAGCAGCAGAUUCAACAGUUCCAGAACGAGUACAAUCACGCGCGUCGGGCAGAAGAGACGUUCAAGAGUCAAUUGCGCCAGGCCAGCACGGCACGCCGGCAGGCUGACGGUCGGCUGGCGGGUCUUCGCGCGCAAGCUGAGCAAGAGGACCAGACAUCUGACAUCGGAGCCCUCCAGGCGGGGAAGCAGACCGCGGAGGAUGAGAAGAGCCGGCUCCUGGAGCAGUUCGAGGACGUGAAGCAGCAGGAGGCGACCGUCGAGGCUGAGCUCCUCGAGCUGACUGUGCAGCAGAACACGCUCAGGGACGAGAUAGAGAGACUCUCUCGGGGCAGUCAAGGAGUUCGGCUGCAAAUGGAAGCGCUUGCGGAGAAGCGCGUCAAGCUCGGGUCGGACAGAGAGCACUUCGAGGCGAAGCGCGCUGAGGCACAAGCGCACGUUGAUGCACUGAAAGAAGUGGCUGAAGUCCUCGAGACAGAGUUCAAGAGCUGGACUGAGAAGGCGCUCGAGUACUGCCCGCGUGUCGAGAACCCGCGCAAGGUCGCCGAAAUCGAGCGUAGCAUCCAGGCCAUGUCGACCGCGUUGAAGGAGCGCGAGCGGCGGCACGGGAAGAGCGUGGAGGAGAUGACUGUUGAGGUCAACAAGGCGCAGCAGAAGGUCAACGAGCUGAAGAACGAUCUGAAGGCGAUGAACCGGCUGAAUAAGCAACUCAAGGCAUCGCUGUCGCAGCGGUUGGUGAAGUGGCAGGAGUUCAGGAGGCACAUUGCGCUGCGGUGCAAGUAUGUGUUCCAGUAUCAUCUGUCGCAGCGUGGGUACUAUGGGAAGGUCAUCUUCGACCAUGAGCAGGGCACGUUGUCGUUGAAGGUCCAAACUGACGACCAGGCCAUCAAGAAGGCCGCGGGUGGCAACCGCGACAAGGACCCGCGCGUGCUGAGUGGUGGUGAAAAGUCCUUCUCGACGAUCUGCUUGCUGCUCUCGCUCUGGGAGUCUAUCGGCUGCCCGCUGCGUUGCUUGGACGAGUUUGACGUCUUCAUGGACGCCGUCAAUAGGCGUAUCAGUAUGAAGAUGAUGAUCGACACGGCGAACACGUCGGACAGGAAGCAGUACAUCUUGAUUACGCCGCAGGAUAUGGGCAAUGUGUCGAUCACCGACUCGGUGAAGGUGCAUAGGAUGUCGGAUCCCGAGCGUAGGGCGGUGAACUAGAAUACUUGUAUGAUGCGGACCGUGGUCUUCCCUCACUUCCUUCCUUCCUCGCCGUUGAGCCCAUACUUUACUCACAUAUAUUCUACUGUACGAGUCUUGACCUUUCUUGUUUGCGUAGAAGUGCUUGCUUACUCUUUUCUGAACCACUUUGUUGUAUUCGAAACCGUCACGUCGAAGUGCAGAAACCAGAAUGAAGAGCGCGCUACCGA
This is a messenger RNA of Schizophyllum commune H4-8, 3735 nucleotides long. Its product is annotated as P-loop containing nucleoside triphosphate hydrolase protein. Bases 131 to 3526 code for a protein of 1131 amino acids. The transcript has 18 exons. The record is from RefSeq and is a predicted model, not a curated record. NCBI's taxonomy places the organism in Eukaryota, Fungi, Basidiomycota, Agaricomycetes, Agaricales, Schizophyllaceae. Gene Ontology annotation, biological process: double-strand break repair via homologous recombination. Gene Ontology annotation, cellular component: Smc5-Smc6 complex; site of double-strand break; nucleus. Gene Ontology annotation, molecular function: single-stranded DNA binding; damaged DNA binding.